AUGGUAUCAGGCCUGGGACAAUCUGGUGCUGCGGAGGCUCUAGCAAAGGAACUGUUGAGUGUCCAUCCUGAUCCUCAAAGGAUAUCACUAGCAAUACUAACUGCUUCAAGCAGUUAUACAAAUGUUACUACUGUGCAGGUUUCAACUGGAAGUAAAACUUAUACUGUCAAAGUGCCAUCUGAUCUGACAAAUGAUGAGCUCAAAAAUUGGCUUAAACUUUUAUGCGUGGGACUGGAGUGUUGUGUGGGAAUGAUUGAAUUGGAUACAGGAGAGGCUGCGGGACGGCCCUGUGUUCUUUGUGGAGAAUCAACAUCAAAUGGUGUUUCAUCUGCUACUAAAAGACCUAUUAAUGAAUUACCAUCUAAUAAUGGUGUUAAUGGAUCCGGUGAAACUUCGGGUUGUAAAAUGGCACGUGUUUCACCCGAGAGGCCAGAACCGGCGUCUUCGACUACCGGCGCUCCGCCCCCGCCUUCACCCGCAGUGCCACCCGCCGAUUGGUCGGUAGAAGAUGUCAUCGGAUUUAUAGCUGCCGCUGAUCCGGCAUUAGCGGCUCAUGCAGAUCUAUUUCGUAAACAUGAAAUUGAUGGAAAAGCUCUUUUGUUGUUAAACUCAGAUAUGAUGAUGAAGUACAUGGGUUUAAAACUAGGCCCAGCAUUAAAAAUCUGUAACCUGGUAUCAAAAAUAAAAAAUCGCCGCCACUAUAGCACC
Molecule: messenger RNA, 708 nt
Organism: Iphiclides podalirius (scarce swallowtail)
Lineage: Eukaryota; Metazoa; Arthropoda; Insecta; Lepidoptera; Papilionidae
Source: the annotation of a GenBank genome assembly